Guillardia theta CCMP2712 is the source of this 348-nucleotide messenger RNA. RefSeq lists its product as hypothetical. The record is from RefSeq and is a predicted model, not a curated record. Lineage: Eukaryota; Cryptophyceae; Pyrenomonadales; Geminigeraceae. The transcript has 3 exons. The coding region runs from base 1 to 348 and encodes 115 amino acids.
AUGGUUCCUCCUCCCCUUUCCCUCCCCCUCCUCCGUCUCGAUCUUCUGCUCUUGCUGUUGCCCUUCUGUCUCCGCAUCUCCUUCCCUCAUGCUUGUCCUCGUCACUUGCUCAUCGUCUGCUGCAGGAAACUCUUCCUCUCCUCCCCUUCCUCUCCCCUCCUGCGCCUUCAAGUCUGCGGCUCCUCAGUCGCUCGUGCUGGAACCCUCCGCCUCCGCCUCGAGGAGAAGCUGGCGGCCUUCGAUGACGCCGCCUCCUACUGGGAGGUGUUCCGCGACCCCAAGGCGUUGAAGAGAAUGACGGAGCUCGGGGAAAUGGCGGGGGCAAGCAAGGCUGGAGGUGGCGGGUGA